AUGCCGAACAUCGAUAGAUCUCAAUACGAGAACCUCCCCAUACCUACCUACGAAGAAGCCGUCUCCUCCCACCCAGCAUCAUCCCGAACAGGACCCUCAGAAAUAAGCAAUGACGCCGAAAGGCAAGGCCUCCUCCACCAACAAGACGAAACAGCCUACCGUGCGCCGACCGUCGAGUCCGCACGCUCGAGCCUCGACUCUCUCGAUGGCCUUGACUCCGGCCCAUCGUCGCCCGCCCAACGGCGCCGCGAGAUGGAGCAGAUGGACAUCGAGGAUCCCCUCAAUUCCGAUUCCAGCAGUUCGACCAACUCCCUCCUGCGCAGAGGCUUCGCUAAGAACUUCUCCUGGACCACCUCCUUCCGAGUCCCUUCACUGAAGCUCCCCUCCUGGCGGUACUUCAUACCCACCAUCUCCUUCCCACGUAUCAACUAUGAGUCGAUCGAUUCCCACCGCGCGAUCAUUAUUGGCCGGCUCUUCGGCAUCUUCGUCAUCUUGGGCCUCGUCUACGCUUGA
Molecule: messenger RNA, 513 nt
Organism: Cyphellophora attinorum
Lineage: Eukaryota; Fungi; Ascomycota; Eurotiomycetes; Chaetothyriales; Cyphellophoraceae
Exons: 1
Coding region: 1-513 (170 amino acids)
Source: RefSeq, a predicted model, not a curated record